GAGACGCGUAGCGCGUGCGUGCGUGCGUGCGUGAUGAUGUGAGGUGUGACGCCACGGCGCAUCAAAGGCACGAGGCUGACAGAGUCACAGAGCCCGAACCGAAGCUGCAACGGCAGGGACAGGUAGAGACGCACCGAGCCCCGCAGACGCGCCAGUGCACCGAAUCCUGCGGAAAAAAGAUGCUCCAGUUCGGCGGCGUUCCCGCGCUCGUCUCCCUGAUUCUGGUGGCGUUGGCGGCGGCAUCAUCUGAUCUGUUUGACGACCAACUGGGCGAUAUCAAUUACUGCAAAAAGCAAUGCCAGAUGUCCAUCAAAAACAAAAGCCCCGCCAAAGACUCCAUCAUGAAUGCCUGUCACCGCGGCUGUCGGCUCUACUCCAUCUGCCAGUUCGUGAAUGGAAAUCAAGGCAUCAAUACCAGCAAAGAAGAGUGCCAGGGAG
Molecule: messenger RNA, 438 nt
Organism: Sinocyclocheilus grahami
Lineage: Eukaryota; Metazoa; Chordata; Actinopteri; Cypriniformes; Cyprinidae
Product: transmembrane protein 59-like
Exons: 2
Source: RefSeq, a predicted model, not a curated record